This is a messenger RNA of Psilocybe cubensis, 1494 nucleotides long. RefSeq lists its product as uncharacterized. Bases 1 to 1494 code for a protein of 497 amino acids. The record is from RefSeq and is a predicted model, not a curated record. The transcript is spliced from 6 exons. Lineage: Eukaryota; Fungi; Basidiomycota; Agaricomycetes; Agaricales; Agrocybaceae.
AUGAAGCAUCGGACGCUGACAUGGCAUGAUAUGCGCGCACAUCCAAUUUCAAGCUAUAGGAGAGAAGACAACGAUUGGUCGUACGCACCCUCAUCGUGGAUCAAGCGAGCUGAUGAGUUCGGGUGGGCUCAUCUCAUGGCUAAAACUGACCCUGCCCCAUUGUCAUGCUUUGCAAGAGGAAAAUUGAUAUGCCUUUAUGCGGGUUGCAACCUUCUUGUCUUGUCUCCAGCAUUAGAAACUAACAUUAUAGGAAUGCCGCUUCAAACCUACCGUGAUAUAGCCAUGAACGAUUGCCCGGGUUCCAAUAAAACCCGAGCUGAAGAGCUCAGGACGCUCGUCAUCCCUAAGGAGUACGUGCGACCACACUCGUCUCGUGUGGAUACCCCACGUACGAUAAAAAUCCUUGCAGCAUUUGUGUCUAGGGACUGGGCAUGGGCCAUCAAUGAUUUCUCAACCCUGGCACAAAUGUACAUUUUUACGAAGGAUACGCCGUGGGAUCGAGAAUUGCGUCCAGGAACUUCAUUAUGGGACUUUGUAUUCGCUCGUUUCACUGGUGGCCCUGACUGGUUUCUAGAGCCAGUGGAUGCAUUGCUCAAACUCCGUGAAUGGAGGUCCUCAGUUUUGAAGGCUAGCAAAUGUCACGAACGAUAUUGUCAAAAACAAAUUUCAAGUUACUUCGGUUUGGCGCCGCAAGAAGUAGACAGCCCAUGCACUGGAUAUGGGUACAACCGUCCUAUCCUUCAAGAGCUGCUGAAAAAUCGUAAUGGAUGCUUUGCAGGCAUAGGACGUUACUCAGCAAAUGAUCUUUUGUACACACUAGGAAUCUAUCCCGGCACCCCCUCGCGUGUAAUUUGCUCCGAUCCAGCACUAUAUGCCGCUUUUGAAACAGGGCUGCAGAACUACCUGGCACAGUUUGGUACAGAACCUUUUUUGUCUCGGGCAUCGUCUGUACCUAACACCACAAAUCCUUUCGACUUUAACGAGCAUUUAAACUCGGAAUUUCUUAGAAAAUGGGUGCUGGUCUAUAGGAGAUCAAUGGCUGUAAUGUCGGCUAAACUUUACAAUUUUUACGCGUCGCGUGGACUCUUUGACGAAAACCAUAUCAUAGGUGGUGCUUAUGUACCCAACUGUAAUCAAUUGCUUGACAUCAACCGACGCGUUCGUAAAUAUGUUCCAGUGUUUUUUUGUGAAGAUCCUUUGGCUGCCUACACUGUCAUUAGAGCUAAGAUUCCGAGAGAAUGGGGUUGUGAUGUAUCUAGGACGAGAGUUGUUGAUGACAUCAAGCGGUUCACAUACUCUACCACCAUUGGUACUGCACAGUUUAGGGUUCCCCUGGACAAUCGCCCAUUCUUCCAUGAUAAAGAGCCGGGUACCCUCAUCAUUGGCAGACCCAGAAUCGAACGUACAGGAAAAGUAGGUAGACCGAGGAAGGGUUUAUCGAAGAAGAGACUUCUUAAACUAUACGAUGUCCAAACGGGCAGAAAAGCGGUAUAA